CAGAGGGUGGCGGUGAUGGCGCUCAAAGCUUGAUGUUGUAAACUAAAGAAGAAGUCUGGACGAGCGCAGUAGCGCCAUUUCGCUGUCCAUUCAUUAGUAAGAAGGCCUUUAUCGCAAUAUAUUGGAAAUUCAAACAUCAUCAUGGUGAAAAUCUUCAUUGGCAACCUUGCAUCGGAAACUACUGCCAAGGAGCUGCGAGAACUCUUUGAAAAGUAUGGCAAAGUCUCGGAAUGUGAUACUGUGAAAAACUUUGGUUUUGUUCACAUGGACAACCUGUCAGAGGCAGAGGAGGCCAUCAAAAACCUCCACCAGACUGACCUGAACGGCUGGCGCAUGAAUGUGGAGAUGAGCAAAGGCAGAACCAAAUCCAGCACCAAACUUCAUGUCGGCAACCUCAGUGAAGAGGUCACAAGUGAAAUUCUUCGGGCCAAGUUUGAGGAGUUUGGCCCGGUGGUCGAAUGUGACAUUGUCAGAAACUAUGCCUUUGUUCACAUGGAGAAACUGGCGGAUGCAAUGGAGGUCAUCGAUAAGAUGGAUAACACAGCCUUCAAAGGCAAGCUGAUCAACGUCCGACUGUCCACCAGUCGGCUUCGCCCGGCCCCGGGAAUGGGAGAUCAUACCGGCUGCUUUGUCUGCGGGAAACACGGUCAUUGGUCGAAAGACUGUCAAGUCGGUCGGGACGAUAGCUACGGUGAUGGCACAAGAUUUCGCAGCGUCCGGGAGCCCUCAUAUGGCAUGGCCGCACCUCCACCAGCUGAUUAUUCUAUGUAUAAUCGAGCUAGUUAUGCUGGCGGGUUGCCGCCGCCUCCUCCUCCCCCGCCACCUCCUCCGCCUAAUCGUGGCUACGCCGCUCAGCUGGGGGAUUGGUAUGCGAGCCGAGCUGCAGGCGCAUAUGCAGACAGGUCAUAUGUUUAUGAUCGUAGCCGUCUCUACAGCAGUGCUGAUUAUUAUGAAAAGUACAGAGCUCGGCCUUAUGGCUCAAGCUACUUCGAAGAGCGUCGUUUGCCCUAUCACCGCCGGCCGGUGCCUCCAGCUUCAUCGGUCACUGCAUUCUACACACCGGAACACAACCCAAUCAGACGAGUACCAGUUGUCUCAACGGCCUACAACUAUGAACGAAAGCGGCUGUCUCCAGUACCUGCUACCACAAGCUCCUACUCUGUUUCACAGCCCAAAGAACAUUAUGCACAGCGAUACGCGCCUUAUUAAAGCCAUGGUACCAAGGUCGGAACUUCAGGACUUUUUUCACUCUUUCCUCAACCUCUACAGUCCCACCACUGUAUGUAGCGUCCAGAUAUGAACAUAGAAGAUAUCUGGGUUAGAAAUGGGAUGCCAGCUACCUGCAGAAAAGAGUCCGUUGUUCUCAUUCACAAAAGGAUGACUGACAGAAUGCAGUUUGACAGGUUUUCUGCCAUUUUUAAUUUUUUUUUUAGUUAUAAUCUUUUUUUGUUCCAUACAUACGGCAGAUUGUUAAAAUCUGAAAA
Messenger RNA from Poecilia reticulata (guppy), 1484 nucleotides. NCBI's taxonomy places the organism in Eukaryota, Metazoa, Chordata, Actinopteri, Cyprinodontiformes, Poeciliidae. The record is from RefSeq and is a predicted model, not a curated record.